Molecule: messenger RNA, 703 nt
Organism: Helicoverpa armigera (cotton bollworm)
Lineage: Eukaryota; Metazoa; Arthropoda; Insecta; Lepidoptera; Noctuidae
Product: mitochondrial 2-oxoglutarate/malate carrier protein
Exons: 4
Coding region: 131-661 (176 amino acids)
Molecular function (GO): transmembrane transporter activity
Source: RefSeq, a predicted model, not a curated record
CCGAUGUAAAAUUGAAUAAAAACAGCUAAAUCCAGUUUUAUAGAAAAUGAACAAAAUAUUUGACAUUCAUCAGAUUCGUAUUGGAUCUGAUUAAAUGUAUGUGUGAAUAAAUUCUAAAAUAAACGUUAAAAUGGCCGACAAAAGGGUGCCAGCCAGGAGGAUGAUGCCUAAAUGGUUGACUUUUGUCAUAGGAGCAGCUAGUGGCAUGAUGGCAAUUUCCGCAGUCCAGCCAGCGGACUUGUUAAAAUCUCGAAUGCAGUUAGUAGGACCAGCUGGACGAAACCUGUCAGCAUUUGCCGUAGCCAGGGACAUCGUGAGGAACGAAGGCGUCAUCGGAAACAUGGGGUUAUCCGCCGCCCUGUACCGACAGGCUACCUACAACUAUAGUACCGGGCACCUCGGCUGUUUUAACGAUAUGUACGAUAUGUAUAAAACAACACACGGUAACCUGUCAUUAUCAAAGAAGGUAGCGAUGGGUGUCGUCGCUCAGGGCGUCAGAGCAUUCAUGGGGAAUUCAACUGAAGUAGCUUUUGUCAGCAUGCCGGCUGAUUGCAAGCUGCCCCCGCAAGAGACGAGGAACUAUAUGAAUGUGAUCAGGCCCGGGAAAUGCUGCUACCGGCUUUGGGGGACGGCUCGCCGCUUCUUACAGUCUUUCUUAUGAUAUUCGGCUUCAUCACAACACGUCCAAACAAUAUAAUUUACA